Scomber japonicus (chub mackerel) is the source of this 2825-nucleotide messenger RNA. It is a transcript of the gene ift81, whose product is annotated as intraflagellar transport 81 homolog. Gene Ontology annotation, cellular component: centrosome; cilium; intraciliary transport particle B. The coding region runs from base 251 to 2278 and encodes 675 amino acids. Gene Ontology annotation, biological process: cilium assembly; intraciliary transport. The transcript is spliced from 18 exons. Lineage: Eukaryota; Metazoa; Chordata; Actinopteri; Scombriformes; Scombridae. The record is from RefSeq and is a predicted model, not a curated record. Gene Ontology annotation, molecular function: tubulin binding.
AGUAACCAGCUAGCUGCAGAGAUAACAAGGCGAACUAACUAAUAUAUUGGAAACGUUUCUUUAUCGUUUGUAAAUAGCUGUUUUACACAGUGAGCAAAAAGACCGGUGGCAGAGUCUUUAGACGGCGCCUUUACGUGCUAGCUAAGUUAGCUAUUUACACGACCACAGGGAGCUAAUAGUUAAAAAGUUAGCUGGCUAAGCUAGCAAAGAAGAGGAGCAGUUACAAUAAGCAAGCUUCAGAUUGUACAAGAUGAGUGAGCAGCUGAAGUUCAUCGUUGAGCAACUUAACAAAGACCCAUUCAGGAAAAACUUCAACCUCAUUACGUUUGACUCUCUGGAGCCGAUGCAGCUGCUGCAGACUUUAAAUGAUGUUCUGGCUGAAAUAGACCCAAAGCAAGCUUUAGAUAUCCGUGAGGAGAUGCCAGAACAGACCGUGAAGAGGAUGUGUGCUCUGCUGGGGAUGCUGAAAUACAAACCUCCUGGCAGCCAAUCUGAUGUGAGCAGCUUCAGACAGGGCCUGGUGAUUGGCAGCAAGCCAGUGAUUCACCCUAUCCUCCAUUGGCUGCUACAGAGGGUUCCUGAGUUGAAGAAGAGGGCUUACUUGGCUCGCUUUCUAGUUAAACUUGAGGUGCCUGCAGAGUUCCUGCAGGAUGAUGUCAUCAAUGACACCUAUCACCAGUAUGAAGAGCUGGUGGAAGGAUUUAAGACGUAUCACAAGGAGUGUGAGCAGCUGAGGACUUCAGGCUUCUCCACAGCAGAAAUCAGGAGGGACAUAAGUGCAAUGGAGGAGGAGAAAGACCAGCUAAUCAAACGUGUGGAGAGGUUGAGGAAGAGGGUGGAGACAGUGUCCAACCAUCCACGGAUGCUGGAACAGGCCAGGCAGCUGCGAGUAGAGAAGGAGAGGGAGGAGGCACUGGCUCACCAGAAGCAAGAGCAGAAGAAUCAACUGUUCCAGGCAGAGCAGAGACUACAGAGAUCGCAGCAGCAGUUGAAGGAUAUGCGACAGGCAGCAGCAGAUGCUAAUCCAGAAAGCUUAAUGAAGAGACUGGAAGAGGAGAUCAAGAUCAACUCCUACAUGGUCUCUGAGAAACUUCCCAAAGAGCUGGAGGGCAUGAGGCAAACGGUGCAGUACCUACAGAAGGUGGCAUCAGAGCCUGCCAUGGGCCAGGCUGAUCUCCAGGAACUGGAGGACAAGAUCAAAGAAGUCGAUUCUCAGAUAAACCAGCUGAUUGAGAAGAAGAUGAUGAGAAACGAUCCCAUGGAUGACAAGCUGACUCUUUACAGGCAACAGGCUUCCAUCAUCAUUCAUAAGAAGGAGGGAAAGGCACAGCAGCUUCAGGAAGCAAGGGAGGGGCUGUCUGUAGCAGAGCGGGAGCUGAAGCACAGGAUCGACCAGAGAAGAGCAGAUGGAGACGGGGUCAACCUUGAAGAUGCGUUGAAACGUCUGGUGGCUAAAAUGCGAAGCAAGGGAACCGUGUUCAAGAAGAAACGCCAGGAAAUCGCUGAGCUGAGAGCUGAGUACGGAGUUCUUCAACGGACCGAGGACAUUCUCAAGAAGAGGCAUGAGACUGUCCAAGAGAGACUGCAAAUUGUGGAAGCUGAGAAGGGCAUCUCUGGCUACAGCAACACUCAGGAGGAGCUGGAGAGGGUGUCCGCCAUCAAAAGCGAGCUGGAUGAGAAGAAGGGCCGCACACUGGAUGACAUGUCUGAAAUGGUGAAGAAAUUAAACUCCAUGAUAGCGGAGAAGAAGACCGCUCUGACUCCAAUCAUCAAAGAACUGAGGUCACUGAGGCAGCGGUGUCAGGAGCUAAGCCCGGAAUAUGAUGAAAAGAAGAGACAAUAUGAAAGCUGUGCCGCCGGUCUGGAGAGCAACAGAUCGAAGUUGGAGCAGGAGGUGAAAGUGUUGAGAGAGGAGACGGCACAGGAGGAAAACCAAUACCAUCACAUCAACUGCAUGUCAGAGAUCAUUGAGAUGCAAAUACAGCGGGCGGCAGAAGAGAUGAAGGCCUAUGUGUCCUCUGAUCCGCAAGAGAGGAAAAAGGCCAUCAGGGAGGUGUACAUGAAGAAUAUCUCAGAGCAGGAGUUGCUUGGCAAGAAGUUGCGUGAGAAGCAGAAGACGGUGAGGGAGAGCCACAGUGCCAACAUGGAGCAGAUGAAGAUGUGGCGAGACCUGGAGCAGCUGAUGGAGUGCAAGAAGCAGUGCUUUGUUAGAGCUCAGAGCCAGGCGUCUAUUGGUCAGGUCAUCCAGGAGGGGGGAGAGGAUAGGCUGGUGCUGUGAAGAGAAUACAGAGUCAACCACAAGUCAACCUAUACAGGAUUCAACUUAAUGUUCUAUAGCUUUCUGUAGCAUUUCUAAAUGUUUUUACACUACAGAGUUGUUGUAUUUAAACUGUUACUGAACACCAAACUACAUUCAAAUACUUCACUUGACAAUUUAUCUUGUGUGAGGAGCACACCAGUAACAUCUGGUGACAACACACUUUGAGACGCUCAUCUUAAGGAACACAUGUGCCAGGAGGGGGGUUGCAGGAUAAAGGUUUUCACUUUCUCUGGUCCACUGGAGACUCCUUUUUGACACAUCUUCAACACUUUCAAUCAAAGUGUCCAAAGAUAACAGCGUUCAGAGUGGCGCACUUGGGAUGUGGCCGCGGUCAACUAUUUUUGGCAACGACGACCACGACCUUGGACUGCGUUUCUUGCCAAUUUUGGAAUUCACUGGGACCUCCGUUGUCCUGGACAGUGCUCAUGAAAUAGUCAUAUUAAUCUACUUUCUUCUAGUUUAUAUAACAACUUUGACUAUUAUCUACAACAGAUCCUUAUUUCAA